Messenger RNA from Archocentrus centrarchus (flier cichlid), 2188 nucleotides. It is a transcript of the gene shisa8b, whose product is annotated as shisa family member 8b. Gene Ontology annotation, cellular component: postsynaptic membrane; AMPA glutamate receptor complex; dendritic spine membrane. NCBI's taxonomy places the organism in Eukaryota, Metazoa, Chordata, Actinopteri, Cichliformes, Cichlidae. The transcript has 5 exons. The record is from RefSeq and is a predicted model, not a curated record. Gene Ontology annotation, biological process: regulation of AMPA receptor activity; regulation of short-term neuronal synaptic plasticity. The coding region runs from base 416 to 1831 and encodes 471 amino acids.
CACACACACACACACACACACACACACACACACACACACACAGAGUCUAACAGUCGUUGACCGGACUCGCAUCAGCCGCCUCUGACUGGGCAGCGUUUGAAGAAGAGAAGAAGAGCAAGAGGUGAUAGAAAGGAAAGAAAAAUAGAAAAGAGGGCGAAGAAGACCAGAGGAGUGCAUCCCUUUGGGUUUGUCUGAGUCAUCCAGAUUGAAUCUACAGCUGACAAUGGAGAACACAUGAGGGAAAGGGAACCGCGAGGAAACUUGGGGCAAAAAUGCUGCUGGGUGAAGUUAGUGGAUAUUUCUAGUGGGAUUUUGUUUCUCGUCCUUGAACUUUGGGGGAGAACUGCACAGGGUCGAUCGCGGAUUGCAAAGAGGAAGAAGGUGGGACAUUGGAGAAAAGGGCUCUCCAAGAAGCAUGGCGUCCACCAACCUUUUCUCCUGCUGCUUUUUCCUCUUCUUUCUCUUUUCUUUCUUGGUUAUCCAGCCAGCCCUCACCCAGAGUCCAUCAGUCACUGCUGUGACAAUAACUGAGGGUUCCCCUAACACACUGACUAACCAGACAACAACCAGCUAUACAGAGACCACCCAGAACACUCCUCCGGAGACAGGGCUUUCCACUCCCAACAGUGGCGGAGAUGCAGACGAUGAGGAUCUCCCUCCUCCCGGUGGGACGCGCUGCCAGGGUUACUAUGAUGUCAUGGGCCAGUGGGACCCACCUUUCAACUGCAAUGCUGGAGUCUUUCUUUACUGCUGUGGUACCUGCUUCUACCGCUUCUGCUGCCAGUUCCGUCAGCAGCGGCUGGACCAGAGCAUCUGCUCCAACUAUGACACUCCCAUCUGGGCCAACACUGGGAAGCCAGUGGCCACCAUCACAGAGGGCCAGGGGGACCUGGACCGGGACCGCACACAACUUAUCGUGUACAUCAUCUGUGGGGUGGUGGCCAUCAUGGUGCUGGUGGGCAUCUUCACCAAACUGGGCCUGGAGAAGAGCCGUGGAGGAAGUGGAGGAGGUGCAGGGGCGACACAGGCUGACCUCAACUCCAGGACACUGACAGACCUGCUGAAGCAGCAGGGGGGUGAGGUGAGCUCAGAGGAAAAUGCCACGGCCAGUCCGCCCAACGGAGGGAGAGCCAACGGCGUCUCAGCCAGGAUGCUGCGCAGCAGGAGUGAACAGUACCAGCUGAAUAACUCUGCUUAUGGACCAUUUGGACAAGGGCUCCCACACCCUCACAGCAACCACAGCACAGUGGGCCUGAACAAGUACAGCUCCCUGAAAGCUGUGGCUGAAACUGCAUCUCGUAGCUACUACAAGAGCUUCCCUCUCAUGGAUUUCUCCCAGUACCAGCCUGUGGCACCCCCUGCCUUCCAGCCUGUGCCCAUUCCACCUAAAGAGAAGUCAUACAUCCACCACCAACCCCUGCCGGCCCACCACGACAUUCACUCCCCUCUUUCCAUCUCCAUCCCCCCCAGCCACCUCGAGCAGUCACGCCUCCCUAAGACCUCCACACACCCGUUUCUCUCCAACUCAGCCUUCAAAGCGUGGGAGCCAAAUGCCCGCCAUGUCCACAGGCAGACCUCUGCCCCAGCACACACUUCCACCUCUAUGCACAGCUCCACCCGGAGACACAACUACUCAACCCGGAAGAGCAUAGAGAACGUGCCAGAUCUCUAUAAUCCGCCCUAUGGAGGGAUGUAUGGAGGAACUGGAGGGGGAGUGGGAGUGGGACAAGGGCAGCAUGUCCAGGGGCCACAUCCAUCUCAACCCUCUUAUUACCACCACACCAGGCAGAAGAGCUACUCCACCCACAGUGCGAAUGAGGUGACUGUCUGAGUGACGACAACUCUGAGGGCAACCUUCCACGCAACAACAAAAAAGCUUUGGUGUUCGCUAAAAUGCCAGAGUAUGGGACAGCUCGUCCAACAUGCGGUUAAUUAAGGAAGGAGCUUUUUUUAAAACACAAAAAAUGAAAAGGGGUGUUUUCAUAAGUGGAAACAGUGAGGUUCAGGAGGAAAACACCACCACUUUUAGAGAAAAUGGACUUUGCUAGUAAAAGUUAUUACCGCACUGCAAAGAUCUCGUAUAAUAAGUAUUUAGAUUCCAGCUAAAGGGUAUCUCAAAUCCAAUCUCAGGCUCCUGUAGGCUGCAUGUCUAUAAUAAUAUUCAACCACUACAGAUUUGCCACUACAA